UUUUACUUACAUUUUUUUGGAAAACUAUAUAUUCGUAUACCUCCAUAAUCUAGGGGUUUUCUCUUCAUCGAAACGCCCUCAACCUCAAGCUUGUAGCUGACCACUCUGGUUGAAGGAGGGUGAAAAUGUCCCAUAGGAAGUUCGAGCACCCGAGGCAUGGUUCUCUUGGUUUCCUCCCAAGGAAGAGAGCUGCUCGCCACAGGGGAAAGGUGAAGGCAUUCCCUAAGGAUGACCCAACCAAGCCUUGCAGCCUGACAGCCUUCCUGGGUUACAAGGCUGGCAUGACCCACAUUGUCAGAGAUGUCGAGAAACCUGGAUCAAAACUUCACAAGAAGGAGACAUGUGAAGCUGUCACCAUGAUUGAAACACCACCUAUGGUAAUUGUUGGUGUCGUUGGGUAUGUGAAGACUCCUCGUGGUCUUCGCUGCCUGAAUACAGUUUGGGCUCAGCACUUGAGUGAGGAGGUAAAGAGAAGGUUCUACAAGAAUUGGUGCAAGUCAAAGAAGAAGGCAUUUUCCAAAUACUCGAAGAAGCUGGAGACUGAUGAGGGGAAGAAAGACACCCAGGCACAGCUGGAAAAACUGAAGAAAUAUUCUUGUGUCAUUCGUGUCCUGGCUCACACUCAGAUAAGGAAAAUGAAGGGAUUGAAGCAAAAGAAGGCACACAUGAUGGAGAUACAAGUGAAUGGUGGAACUAUAGCCCAGAAGGUUGAUUUUGCAUAUGGUUUCUUUGAGAAACAGGUCCCCAUUGAUGCUGUUUUCCAAAAGGAUGAGAUGAUUGACAUUAUUGGUGUCACCAAAGGUAAAGGGUAUGAAGGUGUGGUUACACGAUGGGGAGUCACCCGGCUUCCUCGCAAAACCCACAGGGGACUUCGUAAGGUCGCCUGUAUUGGUGCAUGGCAUCCUGCUAGAGUUUCCUUCACAGUUGCUAGGGCUGGACAGAAUGGAUACCAUCAUCGAACUGAACUGAACAAAAAGAUCUAUAAGCUUGCCAAGGUUGGGAAAGAACACACAGCCUCCACUGAGUUUGACAGGACUGAGAAAGAUAUUACACCAAUGGGUGGAUUCCCUCACUAUGGUGUAGUAAAGGAUGAUUACUUGAUGAUCAAAGGUGGGUGUGUGGGUCCUAAGAAAAGGGUUGUGACUCUUCGUCAAUCUCUCCUCAAACAGACAUCUCGUGUUGCCCUCGAGGAGAUUAAGCUCAAGUUUGUGGAUACCUCAUCCAAGUUCGGACAUGGACGUUUCCAGACCACCGAGGAGAAGCAGAAGUAUUACGGUCGGGUCAAGGCCUAAAUUAUUUACUGAAAAGUAUUUACAGUACAUUAUUUGCCUUCUAUUGGUCGGCUCAUUUUUGCACUAGUCUUAGAUAGCUUAGUUUUAUGCUCAACUUGUUCGGCGUGACAGUUUUUGAGAGUGACAUUGUUGUAUCGAGUUGUAAUCUGAUGAUUGAAUUUUCAUUUUUUGCAAAUUGCUUUUUAACCCAA
Salvia splendens (bonfire salvia) is the source of this 1483-nucleotide messenger RNA. Its product is annotated as 60S ribosomal protein L3-1. Gene Ontology annotation, biological process: translation. The transcript has 6 exons. Gene Ontology annotation, cellular component: ribosome; cytosolic large ribosomal subunit. The record is from RefSeq and is a predicted model, not a curated record. NCBI's taxonomy places the organism in Eukaryota, Viridiplantae, Streptophyta, Magnoliopsida, Lamiales, Lamiaceae. Gene Ontology annotation, molecular function: structural constituent of ribosome; RNA binding. Bases 126 to 1292 code for a protein of 388 amino acids.